CUUUUCUUUCCUUUCUUUAUUUUAUAAAAGGUGAAUACUCACGCACCUAUUUACUUGUUAUCGUAUGUUCGAUCAGCCUGCACAUACUCUAUUCUCGUCCUUAAAAAAAGUUGUUGACAAUCCAAAAGAAUAUUUGGCUGACGUAUGUUGUCGUUUCCAGGAUGUUGAAAUUUGGGCUCAUACAGGUAUUUUGUUAUUACGGUGUCCUUCCGCCUUUGGUCAACGUUUUUUACCUUAUUUAGUCAACAAAGGCAGCUACGACCCUAUAAACGACAGCAUAGUCACUUUUGAUGAAUCUAUCUCGUCAUCAUUAUUCAAAUUAUUACUACUUUAUUGGUAUACAGCUCAUGUGGACCCAGAUUUACCUGAACAUAUUUGUCAGCAAUUGAAUGCUUUAGAAAAAGAACUCGAUAUUCAACUACUCCCACGCCCCGCUCCUGAUAAUUAUGAUACUUUUGAACAGCAACAACAACAACAGCUUGUACAAGAUUUGAACCGGAUGCGACUAGACGAAAUAGGAUGUGAUAUUAAUCUUAUCUUACCUUUGAACUCUUCUUCUUCGGAUGCAAUCACCUCCACCACUCUGUCUAUUCCAGCACAUCGAUUUAUUUUGGCCAGUCAGUCAACUUAUUUUUACGCCAUGUUUUGUACUGAUUUUUGUGAAAGCCAAAAUAAGGUAGUGCAGCUGACCGACCGUUUUUUUACACCUAUGGUAAUGCAAGUCAUACUGAAUUACCUAUAUUCGGAUACUGUGUGCGUUCCUCCACCACCUCAAUUGGCUUCUAUAUGCAAUUUUACAACAAUAUCCUCUUCUUAUCCACCUCUAUCCAAAAUCCAAAAAUUAACCUUGAAAAAACAUACCUUACGGACCCUUCAAAUGACUUUUGCAGCUGCUGAUUAUCUUGGACAAAUGAAAACACUUGGAUAUGCCCUCUUACACGCUAUGACCAAAACUUGUGAUGGAUUUAGAUGUCUAUGUGAUGAUUGUGUUCUUCUCUUACCAUCUAUGCUUUCUCUAGCAGACAAGAAAAAAGAGGAUCCUAUUCUUUCUCCUCUUCGUGCUACUCUGGUGACUUUGUAUUCUGAUCCUACUCAUGCUAUACAACAUCUCUGGUCUCAAAAACCAUUCGCCAUUCUGGUCCAUUCUAUGAUUCCUUCUGCUGCCUCGAUGAUGAAGACUCUCGAUUCCUCAAUAGCUCUGGAUGAUGAUCACAAACCCAAGUCAACAUUAAUUUUUGAAAUUGCUGAAUCCACUUAUGCAAAUGUCACAAAACACAAUGCUAUUCAUGUCCUUCAUGCAUUACAUUUAUGCUUCUCCAAAUUACGAAGUGCUGAUCUCUUACCGACCUGGUCACUACCUACAUUGGACUUGUUGGAUCCUAUCUUACAAUUGACUGUUAGUAUGGUAUCACAAAAUUUUGACUUUUAUUGUGUGGAAUACCCUAUUCUUGUAUCAUGUGUGGAUGGUAUUGGAUGUGGUUUCUCAAUUGACUUUUUGGAUUUUUUACUUAAUCGUGUACUCGACCAAGGCAUUCAAGAUGCAAAUGCUGGUAUUAUUUACCAAGGUAUUGUCAAGGAUUUGAUUGGAAGACAAGAAACGGUGAAAAACAUUGCUCUGGAUGAUGUCUUACUCAAUGCUCGUGUUCGAUGUACUGCCUAUUUGGCUCGACGAUGGUUAAGUGUCAAAUCUCUUGGUGGUUUUCGAUCUUUGGAGAAAGCAACGAUGCGACAACUUUCUGACGAUAUUGGUAUUCCUUAUCGUACAUUGACAAAACCAUUUGAUACUGACUUGUUAUCACUAUUCAGCUUCAGACCAAAACCGUCCAAACAUGCACUCAAGUUGAAAUCAGAAAAUGAAGCACCAUAUCCAUCCACUUCUAAAGCCGUUGGUAAUGGGUCAACAAUCUCUUUUGGACGUCGAAGAUCCUUUGGUAAUCCACGCAAUCACAAUGCAGCAUCAUCGUCAAAAAUAGUAGGAAAAUCGAUAUCGUCCUCUACUGUUGGUUCUCGCCCACGUUCACAUUCAGCAGGAUCAGCUCCCCCUUUCCGAUCAACACUUCACUCGACAAAAACAGACCCAUCUUCUGGUUAUGUGAAUUACAACACUCUCAAUGCAUUAUCGACUCAACCAUUGAUUCACCUACUUUCAAUGGAAACUGAAGCACGAAGAUACCAGCAGGAAAUAUCAUCUAUGACUGAUAACGACGAUGCUUAUAGAUAUGAUGAUGAUGAAACAAGUGAACGUUUACUGGAUGCAUUAUUGCCUAUGGAAAAAAUUACACCUGUAGUAAAUAACAAGAGUGCUGAUCGAUCAACAAAAUUAAAAUUCGAAAUUCCAUCUGGUGGACCAACACAUGCAAAAUCUCCUUUACAUCCAAGUUUAUACAAUCAAUUACUAUCCCCAAUGGAUGCUAUGAUGGAUUCAUCGGCGUGUAGAUCAAACAAGAAAAUGAAGAUGAAGAAACGUGGUCUUUCACCAAAACGAUCAAAAUGGAAUCUUGGAUCAACAAGCGGCAGCGAUAUCAGUGAAGAUGAAGAAUUAGGAAUGAAGACUAUGCAACCAUCUUCGAUGAUUACACCUAUGAUUGGCGCCAGAGUAGAACUUCGUCGUCGACCUUUGCCUACGUUUGGAACUAUUCAAUAUAUUGGCCCUGUCUCUUUUGCAAAAGGCACCUGGAUUGGUUUAGAAUUAGAAUCAAGACUUGGCAAAAACAAUGGAUGUGUUGCCGGUGUAACCUAUUUCCGUACUGACCCUCAACGUGGACUAUUUGUAAAACAAGAUGACUUCAUCAUCAUCUCUAUUCCAUCUAUGACAAUGUAGUUUUAUUCCCUUUCUUUUCUUUUUUUUUAGUACCCUUCUUUUAUAUUCAUUCUUAUUACCAUUAUUCUUAUUUUUAUUCUUACUAUUGUCAUUAUUAUUCCGUGAGUUAUCAUCCUCUUUGAUUACCUUAGGCUAUGAGGUCUUUUUUUUUUUCCCUUUGAUACCCUUAUCCAGUGGAGCAAUAUAUGUAUUACUACUUCCUUCGUUUCUUUUUUUACAUCAUAUAUCAUUACUGCCCUUUUUUUUGGAAAUAAAAGAAAGUUUUAUAUUCAACGUUUAUAAUCAUCUAA
Molecule: messenger RNA, 3111 nt
Organism: Halteromyces radiatus
Lineage: Eukaryota; Fungi; Mucoromycota; Mucoromycetes; Mucorales; Cunninghamellaceae
Exons: 4
Coding region: 65-2821 (918 amino acids)
Biological process (GO): proteasome-mediated ubiquitin-dependent protein catabolic process; regulation of proteolysis
Cellular component (GO): cytoplasm
Molecular function (GO): ubiquitin protein ligase binding
Source: RefSeq, a predicted model, not a curated record